GCGCAACUUUGGAUGGACUGAUCUUUAAUUAUGUGAAUAACUCUAUAAAGGCGUAAAUAUAUCUCAAAGCACGUCGUACACGUUUUAAGAAGGACAACAGAGGAACUUUAUAAUGGCUGCUCCUCAGAGCGCAUCAAACGUAACGCGCAACUUAACGAAUCAGUUCGUGCAGCCGCCGUGGCGCGUCGCGGUCUGGUCGGUCGCCUACAGCUCCGUACUGGCGGUCGCCGUGUUCGGAAACCUCAUUGUUAUUUGGAUCAUUUUGGCCCAUAAACGGAUGCGUACCGUGACCAACUAUUUCUUGCUCAACCUGGCUUUCUCCGACGCAUCGAUGGCCGCUUUCAACACGCUCAUCAAUUUCAUUUACGCGACACAUGGAGAGUGGUACUUUGGAGAGGUGUACUGCAAGUUCCACAACUUCUUUCCCGUCACCGCCGUGUUUGCCAGCAUCUAUUCCAUGACAGCUAUUGCAGUCGAUAGGUACAUGGCCAUAAUUCACCCACUGAAGCCCAGGCUGUCAGCGACUGCUACUAAAGUUGUGAUUCUCUGUAUUUGGGCACUUGCGGUGGUUUUGGCUUUCCCCUUAUGUUUCUUCUCUACCACAAGAACAAUGCCUCGACGAACCGUCUGCUACGUUGCCUGGCCGAGACCUGCAGAGGAUUCAUUUAUGUAUCAUAUCAUAGUAACAGUGCUGGUGUACAUGCUGCCUCUAGUGGUAAUGGCUAUUACCUACACUAUAGUAGGGGUGACACUUUGGGGAGGAGAGAUCCCUGGAGAUUCAUCUGAUAACUACAUUGGACAACUGCGAGCCAAAAGGAAGGUGGUGAAGAUGAUGAUUGUGGUGGUAGUGACAUUUGCCCUCUGCUGGUUGCCCUAUCAUGUGUACUUCAUUGUGACAGGCCUGAACAAGCGGCUAAGCAAGUGGAAGUCGAUUCAGCAGGUUUAUCUGUCUGUUCUGUGGUUGGCCAUGAGCUCCACAAUGUACAACCCUAUUAUAUACUGCUGCCUAAAUGGCAGGUAAUUACAACUUACUCUCCUACAUACACUACCAGUGAAAGAUUUGAUAUAUUAUAUUAAUAUCUGAGAUGCCAUAUAUUUCAGUGAGCUGUUUUUCCUGAUCUGCAGGUUUAGAGCAGGCUUCAAACGGGCCUUCAGGUGGUGUCCCUUCAUCCAGGUGUCGAGCUAUGAUGAACUAGAGCUCCGCCCCACCCGACUCCACCCACGCAACCAGAGCAGCUUGUGCACCCUGUCACGCAUC
Molecule: messenger RNA, 1258 nt
Organism: Myxocyprinus asiaticus (Chinese sucker)
Lineage: Eukaryota; Metazoa; Chordata; Actinopteri; Cypriniformes; Catostomidae
Product: neuromedin-K receptor-like
Exons: 4
Coding region: 113-1021 (302 amino acids)
Biological process (GO): G protein-coupled receptor signaling pathway; positive regulation of flagellated sperm motility
Cellular component (GO): plasma membrane; sperm midpiece
Molecular function (GO): tachykinin receptor activity
Source: RefSeq, a predicted model, not a curated record